UCCAUCACUCUUAGUAACAGCUUUGUCGUUACCAUGGCAAUGCCAUGUAAUGUUCUCUGCUCCCGCCUCAUCCUCUCUCUCUCUCUCUCUCUCUCUCUCUCUCUCUUUCUCUCUCUCUCUCUUGUUCUCUCUCUCUCUCGUCUUCACUUCCUUCCUGCGUUGCCACGGCGAUUCUCCGGGACGAGGAGCCGCAUCGCUCAGCGCCAGUGUCGGAGCGCCGAGUCCAGCAGACAAUCUUCCCUUCUUGCCUCUCCCGCCCGUCAACUUUUACCCCCUUGCCUCCUGCGUGGGAACGCAACGAAAAUCAUCGACGUUCCCCGGUCGGGCGCCCCGGUGACGUCACGGCAAGUUGGAUGAACUCCCGUCUUCUCCCCACACCGACUGGCAUCCAUGUUGGCAGUCUGACAACCGGCCGACAACCUCUCGCCUUCUCCUCCAUGCCGACAUGAACGCGGAGGAGUCAGCGCUGUCCCCCGAGAAGAAGGUAGAAGAGAUGAAACUUGAGGAAGCGGAGAGCCAGGAGGUACGUGAGGAGGAGGAGCAGGAGGACGGAGACCAACACCUGGAGCUGGUGGUGCCGCAGAAUGUCGAGGCGACGCAGGAGCAGGUGGAGAAACUGGCAGAAGAGCAACAAAUGAGGGAGAUGCUACAAGUGGAGGAGGAGGACGACCAGCAAGAAACGGAGGAUGUGCUACUAAUUGGAGCAGAGGAGGUGCAGGAGGAGGAUCCAACUGAGGAUGAGCAUCUGGAAGAGCAAGAAAUGGAGGAAAUGCUACUAGUGGGAGAGGAAGAGGUGCAGGAGGAAGAAGAGAUGGGAGAAAAGGAGGUGCAGAAGGAGGAAGAGUUGGAAUAUAAGAAGGUGCAGAAGGAGGAAGACGUGGAAGAAAAAGACGUGCAAAAGAAGGAAGAGUUGGAAGAAAGGGAGGUGCAGGAGGUGGAAGAAAGGGAGGUGCAGGAGGAGGAAGAGUUGGAAGAAAGGGAGAUGCAGAAAGAGGAAGAGGUGAAAGAAAAGGAGGUGCAGGAAGAGGUGGAGGAAAAGGAAGUGCAGGAGGAGGAAAAGGUGGGAGAAAGGGAGGUGCCAAAGGAGGAAGAGGUGGAAGAAAAUGAGGUGCAGGAGGAGGAGGGGGUGGUUGAGAAGGAGAUGCAGAAGGAGGGAGAUUGCGAAAAAAAGGAGGCGCAGGAGGAGGGAGAGUUGGAAGAAAAGGAUGUGCAGGAGGAGGGAGAGUUGGAAGAAAAGGAGGUGCUGGAGGAGGAAGAGGGGGAAGAAAAUGAGAUGCAGAAGGAGGGAGAGUUGGAAGAAGAGGAGGUGCAGGAGGAGGAAGAGUUGGAAGAAAAGGAGGUGCAGAAGAAGGAAGAGGUGGAUCUAACUGAGGAGGUGGAGAAGGAGGAAGAGCAAGAAAUAGAGGAGGUGCAAAGACAAAAUGAGGUGAUAAUAUUGGGAGAGGAGGAGGAAGAGUUGGAAGAAAAAGAGGUGCAGAAGGAGGAAGAGGUGGAUCCAACUGAGGAGGUGCAGAAGGAGGAAGACAGAGAAAUGGAGGAGGUGCAAAGACACAACGAGGUGAUAAUGGUGGGAGAGGAGGAGGAGGUGCCGGAGGAGGAAGAGUUGGAAGAAAAACAGGUGCAGGAUGAAGAGGAGAAUCCAACUGAGGAGGUGCAUCUAAAUGGCCAGCGGGGGGAGAAAGAGGAGGUGCUCCAGCUUGAAGCAGGGGAAGAAAAGCAAAACAUGGAGGAGGUACUUAAUAAGGAAAAGGAGGUGAAGCAGGUGGAGGAAGUGCAACAAGGAGAAGAGCAACAAAUGAAGGUGGUGCUUCAGGAGGAGAAGGAAGAGAAAGAGGAGGUGCAUAAGGUGGAGGAACAACACAUGGACCAGGCUCUGCUGAAAGUGCAGCAGGUGAACGCAAAGGAGGCACAAGACGGCUGGGACGAGGAGCAGGAGGAGAUGCAGGACUUUGUGGAUCUUUUGGAUCAGACCCACAACAGUCAAGUUCUGAAUCGUCUUAAGGGAAUGCAGAAAUAUAAACACACAUCACAGAGACUCAAAGUGGUUCUGGACCAGAUGGACCAUGGCGUGGUGGACCUGCAGGAGCUGCGUCGCAACCUGCAGCUGGCGGCUUCCAUGUUGGACGCCGUCUACACGGACGAGACCAAGCGUCUCCUUGACCCCGAGGACGAGCUCAGCGACCUGCAGGCCGAGUCUGUGCCGAGCGAGGUGCGCGAUUGGCUGGCGUGCACCUUCAGCCGGAAGAUGGGCGUGGCCAAGCGUCGCCCGGAAGAAAAACCCCGAUUCCGCAGCAUCGUCCACGCUGUGCAGGCCGGGAUCUUUGUAGAGAGGAUGUACAGACGGACCUCCAACAUGGCUGGACUCUCGUACCCGCCCACAGCUCUGACAGCUCUCAAGGAAGUGGAUCAGUGGUCCUUUGACGUGUUCCUUCUGCACGAAGCCACCGGAGACCACGCCCUCAAGUUCCUGGUCUACGAGCUGCUGACCCGCUAUGACCUCAUCAACAGGUUCAGGAUCCCUGUCCCAGCUUUGGUGCAGUUCGUGGAGGCUCUGGAGAACGGCUACAGCAAACACAAGAACCCGUACCACAACCUGGUCCACGCCGCUGACGUCACCCAGACGGCACACUUCCUGAUGCUGCACACCGGACUCAUGCACUGGCUCAGUGAGUUGGAGAUACUGGCGAUGGUGUUUGCAGCGGCCAUUCACGAUUUUGAGCACACGGGAACAACCAACAACUUCCACAUCCACACCAGGUCGGAGGUGGCCAUCUUCUACAAUGACAGGUCGGUGCUGGAGAACCACCACGUGAGUGCCGCCUACAGGCUGAUGGCGGAGGAAGACACCAACAUCCUGGUCAACCUCAACAAAGAGGACUGGAGGGAGCUGAGGGCGUUGGUCAUCGAGAUGGUGAUGUCCACGGACAUGUCGUGUCACUUCCAGCAGAUCAAGACCAUGAAGAACACCCUGACACAAUCACAUGGUUUGGACAAGGUGAAGGUUUUGUCUCUGAUGCUUCACGCCGCCGACAUCAGUCAUCCCGCCAAAGCGUGGCCGCUGCACUUCCGAUGGACACACAGCCUGAUGGAGGAGUUUUUCAGACAGGGAGACAAAGAAGUGGAGCUGGGACUUCCUUUUUCUCCUCUCUGUGACCGCAAGGCAACCAUGAUCGCACAAUCACAGAUUGGUUUCAUCGACUUCAUCGUGGAGCCCACAUUCAGUGUUCUGGUGGACAUGACGGAGAAGGUGAUUGCUCCCCUGAUCGACGAGGACAGGAAGGGUCGGGAGACCGGAAACAGACGAUCCAGCCUCACGGGAAGUGGCUCCGUCACCGUGGAGUCUGUCCAACGACACAACAGCGGUCUCCAUGGCAGCCGCGACGAUGGACAGCUGGACUUCUCGCUGACCGCCAUCGACUUGCCGGCGCUGAGGACGCACCUGUGCGCCGUCAUCGCCGGCAACAAGGAGCGGUGGAAGGAGCUCUCGGUGGACGAGUUGGCCAAUAAGGAGCGAGAAAAGGCGGAGUCUAGGAAGGACCUCGAACCCGCGGACCACUCCACGUGGAACGGGGCGGGGCCGGGAGAGGAGCAGAAAGACGAUAAAGUGCCUGAAAUCGCCUGACGCCCACUGCGAAGCUUUUGAGAGGGAUGCCGUCGCCAUGGCGACCGACGGUGCAGCGGCCUGUGGCUGAGCGCCCCCCCCCCCCACCCCACCCGGGAAGCCUCCAGAACUUUUGUUUACUAGCGACCGUGAAGGCAUCACGCGCUUCCUGGCAGCUUUAUGGGCCAAACAUAGAGGGGCGGAGCCUUUGAGCUGACAGGAAGUACAUGUUAGAGCGCAGAAGAACGAAUCCAGAAGCUUCUAGCCUUCACGUCCCAGCAUGCAUCAUUGCUGCGGACCACCUCUCUCCUCAUGUGGCUUCCGGUGUUUUUUGCGCUCAUCGUCGUCAAUAAAGAUCCACCAUCGCCACAGCAACGCCUGGUGGCGUGACGCGUGCAGUAGGUAUUGUGUCGCUUCUGUAAAACGUGCAUUAAACGUUCUCAGCUUGUCUCAGUCACAUCUCCUGCAGGUCGUUCUCAGAGGUCAAAGGUCACUUCAUUAGGUAAACAGCCCCUGCCUUUGCAAAGACAACAUUGACUGUCAUGCUCUCAAUUGUGUUCACUAAGCAGCCUGCAAAUCUAGUUACUGCCGCCAGAGAGCGCCAGAGGAGCACAUGUAAAUCAAUGUCACAUGUCAUGGCUAAUUGUGUUGUUGUUGUUGUGUACUCAGUGCAACCUUCUUCACGGCCAUCCUCAUAAAUCAUCAUCGUGUUGUCCCUGUAGGACAAACUCCCCAAAGUGUCUCACACGCAACCAGAAUUUUCAGCAGAGCGUGGCAGAAAGACGGCCAAUGAUUUGUGUGCGUUCAAGAAUAGACGAGGACUAGCAGAAUACUGAGAACAUUUGGACUGAAUUAGAGAGCAGCACAAGAACAUGGACAGGUGAGUGGUCUAACCCAGUCAAUGCAGUGCAAAAGUCCAUUGACAGAACGGUCCGUUUAGGAAAUGUCAGAUUGAGGAACCUAGCAGGCACAAGGCAUUGUUACAACAUUGAUUAUACGUUCAUGCCCUUUAAAGGCUUACUGAAACCAACUACUACCGACCACGCAGUCUGAUGGUUUAUAUAUCAACGAUGAAAUAUUAACAUUGCAACACAUGCCAAUACGGCCUUUUUAGUUUAUUAAAUUGCAAUUUUAAAAUUCCCGCGAAGUGUCCUGUUGAAAACGUCCCGGAAUGCUGACGUGUACGCGUGACGUCACGGACUGUUAGGAAAUAUUAGCGCUGCGCACACACACAGCUAAAAGUCGUCUGCUUUAACCGCAUAAUUAAACAGUAUUUUGGACAUCUGUGUUGCUGAAUCUUUUGCAAUUUGUUCAAUUAAUAAUGGAGAAGUCAAAGUAGAAAAAGUAGGAGUUGGGAAGCUUUAGCCUUUAGCCACACAAACACACGGUGAUUCCUUGUUUGAAAUUCCCGCAGUUUUCGGUGAGAAAAUUGUGGUAAAAAGUUGCCACUUACCGGAGAUCAGCUGAGCUUGUGCCGUCCGUACAGCUGCCGCCGACUUCCAUCAGACACUGGCCUCAAGACACCCGUGGACACACCCUUCCGACUAUCAGGUACUACUAAACUCACUACAACACUAGCAACACUAUAGAAAGAUAAGGGAUUUCCCAAAAUUAUCCUAGUAAAUGUGUCUAAAAACAUCUGAAUUCGUCCCAAUGCGUUUUUUUUUUUAACCCGAUUAUUAUUUUUUUAUUUUUUUCUAGUCCGUUGCUAUCAAUAUCCUCAAACAGGAAUCUUUCAUCCUCGCUCAAAUUAAUGGGGAAAUUGUCGUUUUCUCGGUCUGAAUAGCUGUUUUUGUUGGAGGCUCCCAUUAAAAACAAUGUGAGGAUGUGAGGAGCCCUCAACAUGUGAUGUCGUCUGCGACUUCCGGUAAAGGCAGGGUUUUUCUGUUAGCGACCAAAAGUUGCGAAGUUUAUUGUCGAUGUUCUCUACUAAAUCCUUUCAGCAAAAAUAUGGCAAUAUCGCGAAAUGAUCAAGUAUGACACAUAGAAUGGACCUGCUAUCCCCGUUUAAAUAAGAAAAUCUCAUUUCAGUAGGCCUUUAAAACAGACUUUGAAACAUUGUUGCAAUUUUUUUUUUUUUUCAUUAAAUUUGUAAAUUGAGACAACGAUGUCUAAAGUUGGAUCCACGUUUUUGGGAAAUGACCAAACUUCAAUGGUCAAAUGAACGUCACAACAUGACAUUGAUUAAAUGUCGUCAAAUAGCAUGUUGUUUCAACGUUGUAUUUGUGUUGUUGAGUAUUGGUUGGGAAAUGAACAAAUUACAAUCGUCGAAUUAACGUCACAACCGGACAUUGAUUGAAUGUCGUCAAAAAGCAUGUUGUUUCAACGUUGUAUUUGUGUUGUACAAUAUUGGUUAGGGCCAACACAGUGGAACAGGGGAUAGUGUGUGUGCCUCACAAUACGAAUGUCCUGGGUUCAAUCCUCGGCUCGGGUUCUUUCUGUGUGGAGUUAGCAUGUUCUCCCCGUACUCCGGCGUCCUCCAACCUCCAAAGACAUGCACCUGGGGAUAGGUUGAUUGGCAACACUAAAUUUGCCCUAAUGUGUGAAUGUGAGUGUGAAAGCUGUCUGUCUUUCUGUGUUGGCCUUGCGAUGAGGUAGCGACUUGUACAGGGUGUACGCCGCCUUCCGUCAGAAUGCAGCUGAGAUAGGCUCCAACACCCCCCGGGACCUCAAAUGGGAUAAGCGUUAGAAAAUGGAUGGAUGAAUAUUGCUUGGGAAUUGACGAAAAUUCAAUGAUCAAAUCAACAUCAGAACCUGACAUUGAUUAAAGAUUGUCAAAAAACAUGUUUUUUUAACGUUGUAUUUGAUUCGUAGAAUAUUGGUUGGGAAAGGAUCAAAUUGCAAAGGUCAAAUCAACGUCACAACUUGACAUUGAAUAAACGUCAAAAAGCAUGUUGUUUCAACAUUGUAUUUGUGUUGUAGAAUAUUGGUUGGAAAACGACCAUAAUUCAAUGAUCAAAUCAACGUCACUACCUGACAUUGAUUAAACGUCAAAAAAACAUGUUUCAAAAUUAUAUUUGAGUUGUAGAAUAUUGGGUGGGAAACAAUCAAAUUUUAAUGGUCCAAUCAACGUCAAAACUCAACAUUGAUUAAGAGUUGUCAAAAAGCAUGUUGUUUCAACGUAUUUGUGUAGUAGAAUAUUGGUUGGGAAAUGACCAAAUUUCAAUGGUCAAAUCAACGUCACAAUAAAGUUUGUCAAAAAGCAUGUUGUGUCAAUAUUGUAUUUGUGUUGUGAUGAGGUGGCGACUUGUCCAGGUUUUACCCCGCCUUCCGCCCGAUUGUAGCUGAGAUAGGCUCCAGCGCCCGCCGCGACCCCGAAGGGAGUAAGCGGCAGAAAAUGGAUGUAUGGAAUAUUGGUUGGGAAACGACCAAAUGUCAACGGUCAAAUCAACGUCAGAACCCAACAUUGAUUAAACGUUGUCAAAAAACAUGUUGUUUCAACGUAUUUGUGUAGUAAAAUAUUGGUUAGGAAAUGACCAAAUUUCAAUGGUCAAAUCAACGUCAAAGCCGGACAUUGACUAAACGUCAUCAAAAAGCAUGCUGUUUCAACGUUAUGUUUGAGUUGCUCAACAUCAGGAAUUGAUGUUGAGCAAAAACCAAAGCAGAGCAAAAAGUGUGAACAUUAAGAAAACAUUUUCAAAAAGUGGACGGAACUUUUCACAGCUGAUUCUUGACACGUCAUCCUCACCAUGACGUGCUUUGUGUUCCAUUCACUCAAUAGCACAUUUAAUAAGUCACAUUUGCUAACUGAUCUAGGCUCAUUGUUAAGAAAAAUUACACCCUAUUGGAUAAUAGAAUACUAAAUAACAGAGUUCCAAGGUCAAAAUCUCUCUCUCUGUUUUUGCAAACUUAAUUUCCAGCAUUUUCUCACACGCACACACGCGGGCUGGCAAGUGCACGCCAAGGCAACAGGUGGCGCUAUAACUUCCAACAGUAAGGUUAUUUUCCCAAUAAGAAGCCUGUAGAAAGUAAUUUUCUGGAAAAUACACAUUAUACUGUAACGCUUAAAUAUGACAGUAAGUCAGAUAAAAAAGCAAAACAUCAGAACAAGAAAGGGACUCUAUGAAAGCUCAAAAUGCAUCGAAAAAUGUUUUUCAAAAUAAAAGUUUUCUUGUUGAAAGUGCUCACUUAGUGUUGCUUUGAUUGUUUUUGUUUAUAUUGGCAUCAGUUGUAGUUAUGUGUGAGAACACUUUAUUUUUGAACACACACACAGUUCCCAAGCAGGAAGUGCUGCCUCUUCACAGCUUUGUUUGGAUGCUUCCUGCCUUUCUUCACCAGAACAGUUGGAAGUGACACGUCCUGACGCCGGCCCUCUGUGAGCGUCUGUCACGGGCACGUGGUGUAAACACCUACUUUACACAUUGUCCUUUCUCACUGAGUCUUCUUCAACUCAAAAUAAAGACUGACAGAAUGGAGGAAAGGCCUCUUCUGGUGUUUUCUGAAGUGCAGGAAGAACUUAAGACACACAAAAGUGCAUAUGUUGUAUUAUACCAUUACACAAUGUUUUUUUACAUUUCAAUCUGCUAUUCAUAAUAUUCAUAAAAUAAUGUUCAUUAUUGCAGUCUAAUUUUUUUUAUUUAAUGUUUUUUUUGUUAAAUGCAAUCA
This is a messenger RNA of Nerophis ophidion (straightnose pipefish), 8206 nucleotides long. RefSeq names its product phosphodiesterase 1A, calmodulin-dependent (gene pde1a). The transcript has 16 exons. Lineage: Eukaryota; Metazoa; Chordata; Actinopteri; Syngnathiformes; Syngnathidae. The record is from RefSeq and is a predicted model, not a curated record. The coding region runs from base 446 to 3622 and encodes 1058 amino acids. Gene Ontology annotation, molecular function: 3',5'-cyclic-nucleotide phosphodiesterase activity. Gene Ontology annotation, biological process: signal transduction.